GUUGUUGCCUGUGCGCCUUGCUGCCCACCUUCUGUCCGCGCAGAGCUCUGCAGGGAGAGGUUGUGUCUUCAUUUUUUCCGCCAUCUUGAUUCUUUCUCACUGAUUGAGACGCAGCCGUGGGAAAUAUGAGUGAGCAUGUAAGAACAAGAUCCCAAUCCUCAGAAAGAGGAAAUGAACAAGAGUCUUCCCAGCCGGUUGAAUCUGUGAUUGUCCAGCAGCCCACUGAGGAAAAACGUCAAGAAGAGGAAGCACCAACUGAAAAUCAGGGUAUUGCACCUAGUGGGGAGAUCGAAAAUGAAGGAGCACCUGCUGUUCAAGGGCCUGACGUGGAAGCUUUUCAACAGGCACUGGCUCUGCUUAAGAUAGAGGAUGAGCCUGGAGAUGGUCCUGAUGUCAGGGAGGGGACUCUGCCCACUUUUGAUCCCACUAAAGUGCUGGAAGCAGGUGAUGCGCAACGAUAGGUUACACCAAGAGAAAUGAAGACUGAAACCAAGAAUGUUAUUGUUAUGCUGGAAAUUUGACUGAUAGCAUUCUCUUAAUAAAGUUUUAUAGUUUUCUGCAAAGAA
Messenger RNA from Macaca mulatta (Rhesus monkey), 566 nucleotides. Its product is annotated as putative G antigen family E member 3. The record is from RefSeq and is a predicted model, not a curated record. NCBI's taxonomy places the organism in Eukaryota, Metazoa, Chordata, Mammalia, Primates, Cercopithecidae.